AUGGCAGUUCUCAAGUCACUGGUGCAUCUCAGUUCCAAAGCUGCAGCUGCAGCACUACUCCUGUUGUUGGCUGUAGCCGCAGUGCAGACCCAGACGGCAAAGGCUCAGAGCUGCGCAAAUGUGCUCACCAACCUGAAUGUGUGCGCACCCUUUGUGGUGCCUGGUGCUACUGAGACCAAUCCUAGUUCUGAGUGUUGUGGUGCACUCCAAUCUGUGCAGCAUGACUGCCUCUGCAGCACUCUCACAAUUGCUUCUCGACUCCCUUCUCAAUGCAAUCUCCCUCCUCUCAAUUGUGGUAACUGA
Messenger RNA from Durio zibethinus, 303 nucleotides. The record is from RefSeq and is a predicted model, not a curated record. Lineage: Eukaryota; Viridiplantae; Streptophyta; Magnoliopsida; Malvales; Malvaceae.